AUGGCACCUCUUGGUAUUGCCAUUAUUGGCGGUGGAAUUUUCGUUCGAGAGGAACACCUGCCGGCGGUUUUAGCGUGUCCCCUAGUCUCCCUCAAGGCGAUAUGGUCCCGUUCCCGAAAGUCGGCUGAAGAAACGGCUCGCAUGGUGCCCAGCGAUGCUGGCGCUGUGGACCUCUACUCGACAGAGUCAGGUGAUGGCAAGUCGUACGAUGACCUGCUUAAACGCUCAGAUAUAGUUGGAGUCAUCCUGGCCUUGCCAAUCCUGGACCAGCCAGCAUUCAUCGAGAAGGCCCUGGCAGCUGGCAAGCACGUAUUGGCAGAGAAGCCCAUCGCAUGGGAUGUUGCUCGUGCCCAGGAGCUGAUAGAUUACUACCGAAAGGUGUCUUCCGAGACCAAGGCAACGCUAGCGAUCGCUGAAAACUUUCGUUUCAAUCCAGGAUGGGCCUACGGUGCGGAGGAAAUCAAGAAGCUCGGCAAGGUGACUGGCUUCGUCGUACGGCUAAACUGGAGGAUGGACGUUGAGAACAAAUACGUCCAGACACCCUGGCGAACUCAACCAAAGUUUCAGGGCGGAAUCCUUCUCGAUGGUGGUGUGCACUUCACUGCCAGCCUGAGGAAGCUGCUAGGGAAGGAGAAUGCAAUCGAAAGUCUGACGGCUUAUUCUUCCUUGGUCUCGAGCCACUUGCCCCCGGUCGACUCCAUCAACGCUAUCAUGAAGACAAAGUCUGGCGCUGUUGGUUCGUACAUCACGUCUUGCGGAACGAUGUUCAACGCUUUCCAAUUUGAAGUCGCCUGUGAACAGGGACAGGUCAAGGCAGAAGGGGCCAAGGUUGUGACGAUUAGAGGCACUGGUGAGAAUGCCAAGGUCGAGGAGAAGGUAUGGGAAAAGACCUCGGGAGUCAAGGAAGAAGUGCGAGCAUGGGCCGAAUCAAUGUUAUCGGGAACACCAAAUCCAGAACAGGCCCCUGAACUUGCCCUCGGCGAUUUGGAAUUGAUGGAAAAGAUGUUGACAAGCGGAGACCAAGGUGGUGCGCGACAGACACUGGAGUUCCAGCACUACAUCUAA
Molecule: messenger RNA, 1065 nt
Organism: Pseudomassariella vexata
Lineage: Eukaryota; Fungi; Ascomycota; Sordariomycetes; Amphisphaeriales; Pseudomassariaceae
Exons: 2
Coding region: 1-1065 (354 amino acids)
Biological process (GO): NADPH regeneration
Cellular component (GO): cytoplasm
Molecular function (GO): oxidoreductase activity; nucleotide binding
Source: RefSeq, a predicted model, not a curated record